GAUGAUAAUCACAACAUUCACAUUAUUAUCACGUGAAAGCAAGACAUCUCUUGUUGAUAGUGUGGAACUGAAGUGACACUUACCUAAGGCAAGUGGCCUUGACAUUGACGUGAAUUAGUGUGGAGCAAUGAGUUUAAGUAUUCUUGUACUCAUCUGUGGGACAGUCUUCAAACAGCAGGACUGGAUGGAAAUGAUGAUACUUAAAGUAAUGUGACUUGAAGAUGACAUAAUAAUGAAAUGGAGAUGACAGUUCUUCAACAGUGGGUAUCUCCAAAGGUUUUAUGACUACAGCCUUUUCAUUGUUGAUAUGGUUGGAGAUCCCAAAUAUGCUGCAGUAUUGUGCAUCUGAGAAGUGUCUUUACUAAUGUGAUAUUUGUUUUUGACUUUUUAUUCCGGACUUGGUGGAAGGCGCAUUACUUAAGACUGGCGAUCUUUGGAUGAUACCCAGACCUUAUUCAUUCAAGACUACUAUAUUUUGAGAACUCUCAUUAUAUGAGAGAAUUCAAAAUUUGCAGACUGUUUGAGUGACUUUGAGUUUGGAAAGAAAUUACAGGUUUUCACCCUUCAGUUUUGAUGAGAAAGUUUUUUUCCUGCACUUUGCUUGAGGUGUGAAAGAAAAGAGCUCCAAAGCCUGCAUCAUGUGUGCCUUGUACAGUAAUCACGUGGAUGUCACGAAAAAGGAUAUAAAGAGAAGUCAAAACACCAACUAUCUGUCCAAAAAAAGUGAUGAUAGAGGCAGUCUUAGAAGUCUUAAGAGAUUUCCACCAGAGGGCGAGGCCUAUGUCUCCAUCAACAGGAGCCACCCUGGUCGUGUAUUACACCGGCUCUCAGAGACAGAUGCCAUUGGGGUUGACAGCAUCCAGACUACAGAAGAAGUAAAAAAAUAUCACACCCAACAAUCCCGUCACUUGCCAAACUGGGCCUGGUUCGUCCUCGCAAAAUCUCUGGGCAUCAAACUUCACGAGCUCGACAAACCAUGGUUUGGAACGCUCCUGCAUGUGCUGACGUUAGCUUUUGGUAUUGGCUACAUGAUCACCAAUACCUGGUUUAUAGGUUAUGAUAUUUAUAGUUUGUACACCAAGCAGACAUUGAUGACAGGUUGUGUUAACAUGCUGGUGGGGUUGGUGUGGAGCGCCAUGGGGGUGUACGCAAACCUGGUGGCAGGAAACUUGUUCAGUAACAGGAAGUUUAGAGAGUGUGUCAGGAUGCACACAAAGACAAUACUCAAGAUCAGUGCUGCCACAGUCAUGGGGAUCAUGGCCACAACAGUCGUUGUCAUAAAUUUGGUCCGUAACUACGACAACUUCGAUGAGAACCAGUGCCAUGGCCUUUACCUUAACCUCGACCCCAUGAUCUGUCAUGUGCGCUAUGUCUGUCAUGUAGGGAUUUCUUUCUUUACGCUGGUCUGGAACUUGUUGGUUGGGUUUGUCAUGCUGUCGGUGUGCCGUACACACACCAUAGGUCUUCGCCGUUUCAUCAAAGUUUUAGAGGAGGACGGGAAAGCCUAUGUUGUCUACAGACAAAAGAUCGCAGCGGCCCAGACACAGUACUUAAUGACCAGUCAACAUGCAGACUCUUAUUACUAUGAUCCUUUGGAAGAAGACCAGUACAUGUGGGAUGAUGACCUCACCAUACUGUCGGACAGUGACUUUCUGGGCAUGCCCGGACAGCGCCCCCAUCUUACUCCCUCACGGAAUGUCAAUAUCCCCAACCAGAGAGCACAGGGAACGGGAGAGCACUCACUGCCUUCCAGCUUACCACAGGGAAUGGGACUUUCUACUUCUCAGGACGAACAGUAUUUCAUGAGCAGACCACGCCAGAUCAGCCUGUCUGCCCCACAUGGAAGCUACAUCCGAGGUAGAAGACUAACAAACAGACAGACGUCUGCAACAGACGACGAGCUGGAGGACCAGGAUGCAAAGCAAAGAAAAGGGAAAAUAGUUGCAUCUGAUAAACAGCAGCACCAAGAUGAGGCCCAGGUGGAAUCAAAACCAGCUUGUAGUAAUGAAAAUGAUGAGAAGAGGAAAGCAGGGGGUCAGAAUUUAGACCAAGACAGUGUGCUGCUGAAUAUUGAAGAAGACGGAGAAAAUAUCAGCGCUUCCUGCAGCGUGGAUCUCACUCCAAGUCCAUGCUUAUUGGCACAUAAGAGGGCAAGCUGUCAGUCUGAGACUGGAAGUGAGGCCUUAAUGUCUAAAAUUCUUACAAAUGAAGAUAUCUUGGUCUCAUAUUGGAGAAUAUCAUCACGUCUACGAGCCACAUCCCUGGCGAUGCAAAGAUGGUUGGCCUCAUGGAUAUUCUUCAUCACUCUUUGGUCUGCAAACUACGUCAUCUAUUGGCUGUCUCACCCGGCAACGAUUGCUGGGAUACUGGAGGUUGCCUUGCCACUGUGUCUUCUACCUCUGGUGUGUUCUGCCUUUGCUGAGGUGAACAAUGAAGCAACAAGGCUUGUAAAGUGUGUGUGUCCCACUGGAGAGAGACUGGGGCUGCUGAGUUACCUGGAGAAAUACCCACUGGAGAUGACACUGUUUGGGUAUCGUCUCUCAUACGGUGACAUUCUCAAGGUCAUUCUCGCCUUUGCCCUCGCCUUCUCUUCUCGUAUCAUCUUGGAUGAGGUGUUUGGAAGUGGGGGAGUGCCAACACCAUCACCGACGUCAUCACCAUCCUCAACUGUAGCUGCUGUGACCGAUGUGUUAAAUUCAACCAGUCUCUUAUGAUGUACAGAAGUAAAAGACUCUGUGGACUUCAGCUGCUGUAAAGACAGAGUCAAAAGUCAGUCUUUAGUAAAAAUACCAAAAUAUUCUGAAUGUGUACUUUCAUUCAAAAAAGUCAGUGUUAGGCCUUUCGAAGGAGGGGGUAUGUGGGGGUAUGUUUUACUAAGGCAGACUUGCUUAUGUUUAAGGAUGCGAGUUACUUAAAUUAUUCAAUGGACAACUACAUGUCUCUCCUGGUUUUAAGUACUGGUACACCAAAUUCUUUCUGUCUUAAAAGUUCAGACCAGCAAGCUUUUACUCUUUUUGUGAAACUGGGGCAGAAUUGGCCAUAUUAAUUAGAACAUUGGCAAAACCAGAGGACACCAUAUAUUAGCUUACUCAGUCUACAAUGAUUGAGUACUUCUAAGAAGACGGUAUGACAGGUAGUUCCUUUGGACUUAAAAGACUGAUGUCAGAAGACUCUCACUUGGCUACUAAUUUCUAGACAACCAAUUUAUGAAGUAAUUCAUUAAAAAGGUCAACUAGUCAGUUGUAAAACAGGCAUCACUGCAAGCUUCUUCUACUGAUUACCUUCUAACUUGUAAUAUAGAAAGAAGAAUUGCCACUAAGGUUGGCAAAGAUGAGUAAUUUUUCUGCCAAAUUUUAAUUAUUUUGGCUUUCUUCUAAGUGGAAGCACUGCAUUUAUUUAUUCUCUGGCAUUAAAUUAUUACAAGCACCUUAAUAAGACAUUUAGAAGAUCAUAAUACGAUAGGAUUCAGGGAGAUUUAGUAUCAUUUUUAUAGAGAUUGGCAAAAUAAGAAAAAUUUACUAGAAAUUAUAUUCCACAUACUGUCAGCAUUUUAUCAUAUUUAGAUGUUUCAAUUGUAAUACUGAGAUGUUUCAAUAUUUCGGUAAAAACAAAAAAGGGCAUUUCGGAUACCAGGGUGUUGCAAUAAUGUAUAAAUAUGUACCGUUUUUUUGUCCUUUUAUAUGGCCAAUUUAAAAGUGAUAUAUUUAACAAAUUAAAUCAGGUUAGAGUGAUAGAUUUGAAGCCAGUAAAUAUUAGUCCAUUUAUGAAUCUCAAUAUUGAUUUUCCCCCCAUUUCCAUGUUAACAACUUAUUUAAUGGAGGUGGAAAAUGGCUCACUGAAAUUUUCUGUGAUUCUGUAGCAAAUGGGUGUCAAGAGUGACAGGUAAUAGAAGUAACCUUGCCAUUUGUUUGUGCUAUUGCUAUGGUUACUCAUCUUUGGACAGCCAGCAGCAUUCAUUUUGGGGAAGAGGCAGCCACUUUUGUAAAUUUGUAUUAAUUAUUUGAUUAUUUUGUUGAAGAAAAUACCGUUUUACCUUUACCAUGAAUUGUAAGAUAAGAUAGUGUAAUACUAUAUGAAUUGUUGCCAUUAUGUAAAUUGAUAUCUGAAUUUUGGAAUAAUUGUGCUUGUUUGUCCACAGAGGCUUGUUAGUUGUUCAUUAAGUGGACUUAUCACAUGGUUUUGUAUCUAGGAUAGCAUUUGUUAAGUCUUUACGUGGAAUGAAAUUGUUAAUUUUUCAAGAAUUUUUUUCGAGUCUUGCACCAAGUUAAUAAAAUGUAACAUAUGAUGAAAUUACAUAUGCGUUUAUCACUGACAACUUGCUUCCAUCAUUAGCACUUCUGUGGCAUUGC
This is a messenger RNA of Lingula anatina, 4349 nucleotides long. RefSeq lists its product as uncharacterized. Lineage: Eukaryota; Metazoa; Brachiopoda; Lingulata; Lingulida; Lingulidae. The record is from RefSeq and is a predicted model, not a curated record.